Molecule: messenger RNA, 1050 nt
Organism: Caenorhabditis briggsae
Lineage: Eukaryota; Metazoa; Nematoda; Chromadorea; Rhabditida; Rhabditidae
Gene: Cbr-nstp-10
Product: Protein CBR-NSTP-10
Exons: 5
Coding region: 1-1050 (349 amino acids)
Biological process (GO): protein O-linked glycosylation via fucose; GDP-fucose import into Golgi lumen
Cellular component (GO): Golgi apparatus
Molecular function (GO): antiporter activity
Source: RefSeq, a predicted model, not a curated record
AUGAGGAAUCGGGAGAAUCCAACAAAAUGGGAGAGCUAUAAACAAGUUAUAACAGCAGUUUCAGCCUAUUGGAUCUUUUCAAUUGGAUUAGUCUUCCUGAACAAAUAUCUUCUGUCUAGUGUGAAGCUCGACGCUCCUCUCUUCAUCACAUGGUAUCAAUGCCUGGUUACUGUAUUUCUAUGCCUCCUGUUAAGCAAAAUUUCCAAAAAUUAUGGCAUCUUCAAGUUCCCAUCUAUGCCAAUUGAUGCCAAAAUCAGCAGAGAAGUGUUACCGCUUUCUGUGGUCUUUGUCGCUAUGAUUUCAUUCAACAACCUAUGUCUUAAAUAUGUCGGCGUCAGUUUCUACUACGUGGGUCGCAGUUUGACGACGGUAUUCAACGUCGUCUGUACUUAUCUGAUCCUCGGACAAAAGACAUCAGGACAAGCGAUCGCUUGUUGUGGCCUCAUUAUUUUCGGAUUCUUUUUGGGAGUGGAUCAAGAAGGAGCAACUGGAUCUUUAUCGUAUACUGGAGUUAUUUUCGGAGUUUUAGCGAGUCUCUCAGUUGCUCUUAAUGCUAUCUAUACUAGAAAAGUACUCUCAUCCGUUGGUGACUGUCUGUGGCGUCUCACAAUGUACAACAACCUGAAUGCAUUGGUUUUGUUCCUCCCGCUGAUGCUUUUCAAUGGAGAGUUUGGAGCCGUGUUCUACUUCGACAAUCUUUUCGAUACCACUUUCUGGAUUCUGAUGACUCUUGGUGGUGUCUUCGGCUUCAUGAUGGGCUACGUCACUGGCUGGCAGAUUCAAGCAACAUCUCCAUUGACUCAUAACAUUUCGGGAACUGCAAAGGCGGCUACGCAAACUGUGAUGGCUGUCAUGUGGUACUCCGAGCUGAAAACUCUUCUAUGGUGGACAAGCAACUUUGUCGUGUUGUUUGGAUCUGCCGCGUACACCUACGUCCAAAAGCGGGUUAUGGAUAAGAAAAAUUCUGGAGCAUCUCCAGCCAGCCAGGCAAAGUCUGACGAGAUCAAGUUGUUGGGACGAGAUGGAGAUGCAGCUGAAGAAGCGGUUUAA